AUGAAAGUGGCAGAAGAAUUAAGUAUAGUGACCUUCGAGAUUCGAGAUGAAAUGUUGCAACAAAGAGGAAAUGCAAAAACAGCAGUUCAGGAACGAGAAAAACAUUGCGAACAAAUUCAUGUUUUAAAUGCGCAGCUUAUGGAUGCAAAUCGCAUGAGAUAUAUGAAUGAUUGUGCUACAUACAGUGAAAAAUUGACCGAAAUGAAAACUACAAAUGCAGAGUUAAGCAAUAAGCUGGAAGCACUGCAGAGCGCAACUGCAACGAGUGAUGCAAAUUGUGGUGAAUUAACGAAGGAAGUUGAAAAAUACCGAAAACAGCUUCAUGAUGUUAUGGAAGCCCAUGAUAAAGUGAUUUUUUUCUAUGAUGAUCUCGAUUAA
Molecule: messenger RNA, 378 nt
Organism: Brugia pahangi
Lineage: Eukaryota; Metazoa; Nematoda; Chromadorea; Rhabditida; Onchocercidae
Source: the annotation of a GenBank genome assembly